This is a messenger RNA of Misgurnus anguillicaudatus (oriental weatherfish), 493 nucleotides long. Its product is annotated as histone H2B-like. Gene Ontology annotation, cellular component: nucleosome. The record is from RefSeq and is a predicted model, not a curated record. NCBI's taxonomy places the organism in Eukaryota, Metazoa, Chordata, Actinopteri, Cypriniformes, Cobitidae. Gene Ontology annotation, molecular function: protein heterodimerization activity; DNA binding; structural constituent of chromatin.
ACCAAUCAGAGCACGCGCCCAGGGUCUCUGAACAUUUGCAUGUUGGUGUGAAUAAAUACCCCUGCACUCUUACCCCUAACUAUUCAGCUUUGAGAUUUUUCUAAAGCAGCAUCAUCAUGCCUGAGCCAGCAAAGCCCGCGCCCAAGAAGGGCUCAAAGAAAGCCGUCACCAAGAGCGCCGCCAAGAGUGGAAAGAAGCGCAAGAGGUCCAGGAAGGAGAGCUACGCCAUCUACGUGUACAAAGUCCUGAAGCAGGUUCAUCCCGACACCGGCAUUUCUUCAAAGGCGAUGGGCAUCAUGAACUCUUUCGUUAACGACAUCUUUGAGCGCAUCGCCGGUGAGUCUUCUCGUCUCGCUCACUACAACAAGCGCUCCACCAUCACCUCGAGAGAGAUCCAGACCGCCGUGCGUCUCCUGCUGCCCGGUGAACUCGCCAAACACGCCGUGUCUGAGGGAACAAAGGCCGUCACCAAAUACACGAGCUCCAAGUAAAG